Molecule: messenger RNA, 3632 nt
Organism: Alosa sapidissima (American shad)
Lineage: Eukaryota; Metazoa; Chordata; Actinopteri; Clupeiformes; Clupeidae
Product: coiled-coil domain-containing protein 18-like
Exons: 1
Coding region: 321-2621 (766 amino acids)
Source: RefSeq, a predicted model, not a curated record
CUUCUUCUUCUUCUUCUUCUUCUGCUGUUGGCGGUUGGUAAACAACUCUGUCGGGUACCACAGGUGUCAGUGAGUAGCCUAACGCUAGUUACUGUUGGUCCAUUACAUUUGUAGAAGUUACCGUUAUGAAAAAACUCACUCUAAUGUGAAUCUACGCGAUUUUCUCAGCAAGCUCACCGACUUGACAGAAACGUUGGUAUUGUAGGCUACAUAACUUCGUGAAUUUCAGUCUUUGAGGACGCGGUCGGUCGACGGAAAGCCACCGGGUCAACUAAUGUGAAGGCUUGUGUGCCUGACUGCAAUGAUGGUUUGAGCCUACUAUGAAGGAACAAACUCCAAUGAUGGAAACAGAGUUGGAUCACCUGCAAAAAACACAGCAGUGUGGACACAUUCCAGUUUACAGCAGCGGGUUAGUACAACUGGAGCAGCAACUGAAGACACUGAGAUCUGAAUUGGCCAUUAAAUCCAGUCAAACUAAACGGGCUGAGCAGCAGAGGAACCUGGCUCUGAGCAAUGCAGAAAAGCUAUCCAUCACUUUUAAAAACUACAAGCAUGAAGUUAGUGAAAAGUUGACAAAGGUCAUCAAGAGUGAGAAUAGGCUGAAACAGACCUUAAUAGUGUGUGACCAAGAGAGAGCCGAGUUGGAGAAAAGGUGUGCUGAGCUGGAGAGCGAAAAAGGUGAAACGCAUCAAACGAUCCGUCAUCUGAAGGAGAGAUGUGAGGGCGCUGAAGCACAGAAAACGGAAUGCAGUUUGCUCCAGAGCCAGCUACGGGACGCUGAACUGGAAAUGCACAAGAUGAAGAUGGAGCUAAAUCAACAGCAGGAAGAGCUGCGAGGCUUUAAGAAGGAACAACAGCAUUUGAACCAAGUCAUUGCCAGCCAGGAGAGACAUCUGGCUGAGCAGCAGAGGGAGAUUCAUCAGAAAGUUCUGGAGCUACGCAGCCUGGAAGAAAUUCUCCAUCUUUUACAUCUGAGAGAAGGAACAGACAAAGGCCUUUGUGCAAACCCCUGCCUCAUCAUCUCUCCCCCAGGUCUAACCAGCGACCAAGUCCGUUUAAAAACAGGGGAGUGCUACCAGCAACUGCUGUCUGUGCUGCAGCGCUUGACUCAAGAGAGAAAUCAGCAGGCGGAACAGCAGAGAGAACUCCAUGAACAACUGGAGUCAGCACAGAAGCAGUUGAGUUCCAUGGAGACUACGCUUGCCCAACGGGCUAACCACUACCAGAACCUCCAUGCUCAGUUAUUGGACAGAGCCUCGCAGAGCGCAGCCUUAGAAACAGAGCUGAAGAAGAUGAAAUCGUGUCUGGUGACUCUACGGAAACAGUUGUUGGAGAAGAGCUCGGCUUACUCCCAAGCGACGAUGAGGAACUGCCAGUUAGAGCAGCAGCUUCAGGAUCAGAAUAAUGAAAUGAAACGGUGCAAGACUGUCCUUGACCAUAAACAGAGGGAGUUUAAACAAGCCCUUGAGAACAUCCAGAAACUUCACGCUGAAGUGAGGAAGGAACACAUGGACAAGAUAGACAUGCUGCAGUGUUCACUGGAGGGAAAGCAGAAGGAGAUCAAGAUGCUGGAGCAAACUAUAAGCCUGAGACAGAGAGAGCGAGAGGAGGCUCAGCGUGUGGCCAGCCUUUUGCAGGAGUCUCUGGACCAGCUCACACAGAGCGGCCUGGACAAAGAGCAACAGAAUGAGGCGGCGCUACAGCAGUGCAAAGAAAGGGUUUUAGAGUCGGCUGCUAAGGGGAAGAGCCUGCAGGCCGAGCUCAGCUCAUGCCAGGAAGAGCUAGUCCUUUGCCGUCAGAGAAUUCAGGAAGCCAAUCAGGAAUUUCUGAAAAAGUUACAAGUGAAAAGCAACGAGGUGGCGGAGCUGCGUAAAGAGUUGGACUGCGAGCAGAGAGAGAGACACAACGAGGAGAAGGAGGCCAGUCGCCAGGCAGCACAUCUCUCUCGCUCCAUCACGGAGCUGAGGACUGAGAUGAUCAAGUGUCGGGGUGAACUCGCUGACAUGGAGCUGGAGCUGCUCCAGCUAAGGAAGGACGGCAGCUCUAAAGCUUCUCAGCUCUGCCAGCUGGAGGAGGAGCUGCAGCAGACGCAUUGCCAGCUAAAGAAGAAAAGUGAAGCUGUGAUUCAGCUGCAGGAGGAGCUGCAGCGCAGUGAGUUGAGUGAGCGUAACUCGGCACAACGCAUCGAGGUCCUGGAGGAGCAGUUGCAGGUGUUGAGGGCUGAUCUUGCCAGCACGCUGGAGCAUCUUCAAGAGUUGCGCAACGCCCUCCAGUGCACACGGCUCGCCUCUCAACAGCAUCAGGCUGAUGUGGAGAAGCUCUCCAUUGAGCUCCGGGAAUGCCAGAGUGAGCUGGAGCAGAGGAACCAUGAUGUUGUCAGCAUGGACGCCGUGCUGAGGGACCACCAGCAGGAGCUGCAGCAGAGAGCGCACGUGCUGGGCCAGCUAGAUGUGUUGAUCUAUGAACACAACUUGAAAAUGGAGACCAAGGUAUUAUUACUACAAGAAGCCCUGGAGAAGACCGAGACAAAUCUUCAAAACAAAAUUCAACAGAGUCUUCCUGAAGCUGUACCAGCAGGUUGUACUUCAACCUUAUUUGUUGGCUCAGGAUAUCAACCUUGAGAAAGCAGCUGACAUCCAUCAUACAUUGCAGUCUCCUGUGACCGUUGACCCUCGCAGACAGCAGUCUGGACUAGCUGGCACCACCAAACCCAAGGAUGACACAUUUGAGGCAGGACCUGAGUUGACUUCCCUCUCAAGAUUAUCUCUUACUCCCAAUUCAGAAACAGGCUCUGCUGAACACACACACAGAAACAGGCUCUGCUGAACACACACACACACAUUCAGAGAAACGGGCUCUGAUGAACACACACACACACACACACACACACAGAAACAGGCUCUGCUGAACAAACACACACUCAGAGAAACAGGCUCUGAUGAACACACAGAAACAGGCUCUGCUGAACACACACACACACACAGAAACAGGCUCUGCUGAACACACACACACACACACACUCAGAGAAACAGGCUCUGCUGAACAUCAGAUGAAAUGCUUGAAAUGUUUGUUUUUGCAGGUAUGGUCGGCAUGGGACAGUGAUUGAUAGAAAUUGACAUUUUGAUACACAAUGGAAAUUAGGGAAAGAAAUUAUUUGGUGGGAUGGUAUGAAACAUCCCUAAUAAAGAGGCAUUUUGUUUAAAAAAAUACAGACACUCAGAGCACCCUUGCAUGUGAUCUUUCCUCAGGCAAAUUUCUGGACCCAAUAAUGACACAAAUGGAUGCUAUAGUUGUAUUUUUUUGUUUGUGUGUUUGUUUGUGCAAAACAACUAAAAUAUCAUAUAUGAUGAAAUAAUCAACAUGAUGAAAAAGUAGGAUUCAAACUAAUGCACAAAUUAAACAAGUAAAGUUUUAUAAGAUGAGUUUUUGAACGUUUUUUUAUAAGAUGAGUUUUUGAACGUUUUUUUAUAAGAUGAGUUUUUGAACGUACACUUUUCGAAUGUACCUCUCACUGGAACAGACAGCACUUUGCAAGUUUCAACAACAAUGUGUCUGCCUCUGGUCAUGGUUCCAGUACUAAAUGUGGUCUUAUUUUACAUUAAAGAAUAAAAUGAUCAUUUUACCACAAAACA